AAUGCUUAUGCCUUUACACAAAGCAACAAAUUUUUUUUAGAAAAAAAAACACAACAAUUUCUUUGUAGGUAGUGUUCUUAAGGAGAUAGAUGCUCCCUGAGUGUUUAGUCCAUAGUAUACAUAGUACUGUAGAGUGAGACUAGAUCAGUUUUGCUACAAUUCCUAGCAUUUUCUUAAUCUGGGUUUAAAGAGAGAGAAAGAGAGAGGGUGAAACCAAUGUGACAGAAUUCUCUUCUGAGAUGGGUUUGGGUGGAGGUCUGGUUAGGAGAGUCUUCUCGAAAAGCCGAGCUUCUGCCGACGGGCGCAGCUUCAGCAAUCAUUUUUGGCUGCGGCAGGAAAGGAGUUGUGUUGAACAUAAGAACAGAUGGAGCUCAGUUAGACACUACCUUUGUGGAGAUGAGUUCAAUUCAGAUCAUGAAGAGGAUGAAAUAGCUUCUUCUAAGAGCUCUGAAGCAACUGUACUACAACCUGCUGCUGAAGCUUCUGCAGAUGAUGGAGAGGAGAGCAUUCAUCAAGCAAUUAAAUCAGAAGAGCAUGAAGAAACAAGCACUGAGGAGGAGAACUCAUCAUUAUCGGCAAUGACGUCGACGAGAACGACUACAAAAUCAUCGAGGGAGGAGGAGGAUGCUGCAAUCUUGAUCCAAUCUGCAUUUAAAGGCUUCAUGGUGAGACGGCAACUUAAACAGAUGAAAAAGUUAGGUGAAAGAGAUGAAUCUGGAGGAACUGGAAACCCUGAUUCUGCGUCGGUGGCUUCGUCGACUGAAGUUCAAGUAGGAGGAUCAGUUGACACACUUGGAUUUAGUGAGGAGAGUGUUGAAAUGCAGCAAAAGGUGCAGCAGAGAGCUCGGCCGCAGGUAUUCAGGGUGAAGGAAGAGUGGGAUGAUAGCACAGUGAGCUGCAAUGAAUUGAAACUGCGAAUCCAAAAUAGACUCGAGGCGACAAAUCGGCGCGAAAGAGCUCUUGCCUAUGCCUUUUCUCAACAGCUGAGAACCUGCAACACGAAGAAGAGAUUGACUUGGUCCGACCAAACCGAACCCAACAUAGGGUGGAGUUGGCUCGAGAGAUGGAUGGCAGCUCGACCUCCCGAGAGUUCAUCGGCGGAGGAUUGUCUAAGUAAGCACUUCGACACGAUUUCGAUCGAGAAGAGAUCAAUUUUGAUCAAGAAGAGAUUCGAUGUCGCAAUCGAGGAGAGGGAAAGUUGUGGGUCCAAUGAUGUAUGUGUGAGCUUUGAUGGUAGUAGCAUCAGCACACCUUAUCAGACUCCUAGAGGUGGAUAUAGACAUGUUAAGAACAGGUUGAAGGCUACGAGGAGUGUUUCGCGGAGGAAAACCGCGUUCGACUAUCGUUCCGCCACAAGAUCAAGGAAAGUAAGCAACAAGGAGCAUCAGAGAGGGGUGGACAAAGGAAAAGGAAACAGCAACAACAAGCAAGAACAAGCAAAGAACCAAGCGCAGGACGAGGACUAUGAUGCUUAUUGCGAACUUCCUCCGGGGUGUUGAUUGAAUAAAGAGCUUGUCUGGCCCCAAAAUUGGAUAAGAUAGGAUAAGAAGACAGUUAAGAUGGGACAGAAAAACAAUUUAAUGACUCAAAAGGCAUUGAAGUUCACGAGAGGUUGGUUUAUCAAAUGCCUCAACCUGUCGUGACAUCUGACGUCUCCGAGUUGCUUAAUCCUCUCUCUCGCUGAACAUAAUAUCUCGUAUUAUCCUAUCUAAUUCAAUCUUGGUGCUAAGCAGGAUGAAAAAUGUACAUAGGUUUUUCAUUUGGUGAUGGCUUUUUCUUGAACUAUUGACCCAAAAAAAAGGUGGUUUGAUUGAAGCCUACAUCAUAUCUCUAUGAGAUUUACUAUAGAAGGAAAUUCAUCCAAGGGACAUGAUAUUGCAUGUCAUGUCACAUCUCAUUACCACUUUAGUAGGCUUGCCUUUGUAAUAAUGAUCUUCGAAAUUAGGGCAUUGGCUUGCUUGGAUGCAUAAAUAUCUUAUUCAGUACUAAUCUCAAUGUCUCUUUUAUGUGCA
This is a messenger RNA of Ananas comosus (pineapple), 2012 nucleotides long. RefSeq names its product protein IQ-DOMAIN 1. Gene Ontology annotation, molecular function: protein binding. Lineage: Eukaryota; Viridiplantae; Streptophyta; Magnoliopsida; Poales; Bromeliaceae. The record is from RefSeq and is a predicted model, not a curated record. The transcript is spliced from 6 exons. Bases 240 to 1499 code for a protein of 419 amino acids.